GCAGAAGUGGUAAUGCCACUCUGGGCGUUACAAACCCCCAGUUCUGCUCUGCAGAUGAACCUGAAACUUCACCCUCUCAGUCACCGACACAGUGUAACGCCUCCAUGCUCUGCUCUGUGCAUUCAGAUACAGUAAAGUGUCUCUGUGUCAGCUUCAUGCACUGAUGUAGAGAUACACCGUGUGUCCUGCUUUACACUGCGGCUUAGCGCUCCAAGGGCACUAUUGGAUUUUGUAAACUUUGGCACUCCAGCUGUUUUGAAACUACAACUCCCAGCAGAGUUGUAGUUUGAGUACAGCUGGAGGAUCCUGGGAUUAAUAAAUCCUAUCCAGUGAGAACAGGUUUUCCCUUUCAACCAUAAUAUGUGCAACAAAGUGCAGAAACACAACGGGGCUUUGGUGGUUAACCCCUAACAUGCUGUAAUAACGGAUAAUAAUAUAUAUAAUCAUAUAUUAGAGGCGCAGAGACAGAAGGGCGGGGCUGGCCGGGGCAGCCAAUUAGAUGCCUGCUUACAUCAUUGUCUUCUGCGUGGCAGAAUGACAGGCUGUGUGAUUGGUCGCUGCUGGGCCGUUCUGUCAUCCUCUGUGUACAGCUCCUCGCGCAGCCAUGUACUCCAUAGUAGACUACAGGGGGCUACGCGAUGAGGCCGCGUGUGGGUAUUGCCGUUCAGAAGGCGGCAAAGCGUCUCACGGAAUGUGGGCGCACUCUCUGACUGUUCAAGAUUACCAAGGCCUGAUAGACAGAGGAUGGAGACGGAGUGGGAAGUAUGUGUACAAACCUCUAAUGAGCCAGACCUGCUGCCCACAAUACACUAUAAGGUUAUCUGCAGUAAAUUACCAACUCAACAAAUCCCACAAGAAAGUGCUCAAAAAGGUGCAGAGGUUUCUUCAGGAGGGAGAAGUGUCUCAUUCUACCAGUGAUGGAAUUUCAGUUGAAGAAAUGGACUCUCAGGCCGACGGCCCGGUCUCUUGCAGUGUUUCCUGCAAAGACAAGAGUGAAAUCCCAGAGGAUGAGCUCAAACCACUGAGCAUCGAGGGCGAGGAAACUGAGAAACCACAUGGAGACAAGGAAAUGGAGAAAAUCAUUGGUGCCGAAAUACACACGGAACAUGGAGACCCGGUAGAAACUACUACAUUAAAGACCAAUGUUCACUCAAUGCCAAGACCAGGUAAAGGUGCAGAUACAACUAGGCCACCUUGUCGGAAAGCCAAAGACAUCCGUAAGGAGCGCCGCUUGCAGAAAAUGCUGCUUCAAAAGAAAGAUCAGGCGUUGGAACAACCAGCUGUCGCCCCGACUCCACCAAAACCCAAAGCAAGUGGCAUCAAAUCUAUAGAGGAUUUCAUUGAUGUGCCGGACCGUGACAAUGUAGCUCAUAAACUUGAGGUAAAACUUGUGAGGUCCUCUCCUCCCAGCCACCAGUUCAAAGCAACGUUUCAAGAGUCUUACCAAGUAUAUAAGCGUUAUCAGAUGACCAUUCACAAGGACCCACCCGACAAGCCAACUGUGAGCCAGGUCAAGUUAGUUCCAGUCUCCAUGGAGGAUCCUGAAUUUGUGGCUUCCUUCGACUCUUCAGCCGCUCUUUAUGCCAAGUAUCAGAUGAGCGUGCACAAGGACCUUCCUUAUGAAUGCCAACCCUCAGAGUUCACAAGGUUCCUCUGCGAUUCUCCAUUGGAGCCGGAGACUCGGCCAGAUGGCAUCUCGUGUGGUUACGGUUCUUUUCACCAGCAGUAUUGGCUUGAUGGGAAGAUCAUUGCCGUUGGGGUUAUUGACAUCCUUCCAUACUGUGUCUCGUCUGUAUACCUCUACUACGACCCCGAUUGCUCCUUCCUGUCCCCUGGUGUAUACUCUGCCUUACGAGAGAUAGCCUUUACCCGCAAAUUGCAAAGAAAGGCCGCUGACCUGUGCUAUUACUACAUGGGAUUUUAUAUUCACUCCUGUCCGAAGAUGAGAUACAAGGGUCAUUAUAAGCCAUCGCAACUACUUUGUCCGGAGAGCUAUUCCUGGGUGCCUAUUGAGAAAUGUGUACCACUGCUUGAGUCCUCCAAAUACUCUCGGUUUAAUGGUAAUCCUGAAGAAGGAGACAUAGAUUAUCUGACAGAGUUGAGUCGAGUUCGAGUCUUACACAAACGCACGGUCAUGCCUUACAGCGUAUACAAGAAGAGACGCAAAGGGCCAAGCGAUGAGACUGUUGUGAAACAAUAUGCCGCCUUGGUGGGUCAGACCUGUGCAGAACGCAUGCUCUUAUACCGCAGCUGAAAUUCCUUGAGUAUGGUCCCUCAUAAAUAAAGCUCUGGAGAAGAAGACUGCAUGCCAUUGUUUUUACCAAGUUUAACAUAGAUCUGCCAGAUGACUCAUUGAAAAAGUGUGACUUGCCACCAGCUCCCGCAUACAUUAAGAUGCCCCCUGAGAAAUAUACCCCUCCUCAGCGCACUGGUGAAGAAGACCAUGCAGUGGAAAUGUGAGAAGGAAGAAAAAUGUGGUGGCUUCAGUCCAUGUGCCCCUCUGUUAUUCUAGAAAUGAAACCAUUACUCUUUGUUGCUGAGACCGAUAUGAAUAUAUAAUGUGUUGGUAUUUAAGAGACUGCACUUUAUAUAUGGCUUUGUAUAGUUCUGCAUCGGAUGUUCUGCAGGACUCGGCCUCUAUAGACAUGAUUUUAUGUUAUUUUGUUGUUUUUGGGGUCUAGAUAAUUAACCAGGUUGAUAUGAAAUGUUAAUCUAAUUUAGUCAAAGUAUCUUCUACUUGAAAGGCAUCAAAUAGAUAUGUGAUCAUUUAGCAUAUCAUUUGUCACCUUUUAAAGGGGUCCUAUCAUUUAGCUUUCUAAAGAUGUCCCUGUCUCAACCACCAGGCGCAUUAUGUUUUAAAAUAAUUUAUCUGUUACCCAGAAUGAGUACAGGAGAUAAGUCUGGCUUCUUCAGACACAUGAGUAUUUGCACGGAUGAAAGGGAUCUGGUGAAAUUAAAUAUUCGUAUUUACCUGUUCCCCACUUCUCAGUUCUGCACCCUGGGUUCUGUUUCACCAUAUUAUGUUACCUGUUUGCCAGCCACGUAUGGACGUUGUCGGGUGCGCUUGCUGAAGCCAAUGACUGGCUUCAGCAGUGACCUUUCCCCAAGUGGUACAUCACUGCUAGGUUACGUACCCAUUGGGAAAACUUUACUGCUGAAGACAGUCAUUGGCUGCAGCAGCGUAUGUGACAGUGUUCUUACCUGGCAGUAAGUACAGAAGCCUGGGCACUGGAAGAUGGCAGAACGGAACUCGGGUAGCGGGUAAGUAAGAAUCUUUCAGUAGGUGAUCCUUGCCAAGGACCAUAAGUAAAUAGUUAAUUUAAUCCAAGGACCAUGCAACUUACUUCACUGCGCAUGUGCAACAAAUUGAGGUGUACUGUCCUCGGAUUAAAUGUGUCUGGAGCUGCCGGCUCCUCUCUGGUAAUAGACGGGUUCUUUUUCUACAUAAGGCUAAAACUGCCAGAGGCAUUUUUGGAAAGAUGCUUAAGGACCUGCGGGUGAUUUAGUGGCCCCAAAACUAAUGAAAGCUUCACUUUAAACUAUUACAGUGCUGUGGAUGUUUUUGAAAACGUUAUCCUAACAUGUAUGACCGGGUCCCUUGUCACACUAUGUGCCUCUUAACUGUAAGGAUGCUUGGCAGACAAUGCCUGACCGUCACUGUGUACGCAAAACUUUAUACAGCCACUGUAAACGCCCACAACAGCUUAACCUUCUCGUCAUGAAAACCUGCCCCAUCAAGUAACAGAUUUCUGUUUACAGAGAAUAUUUUGGUGGUUUUGUGAUGUCUAUAAUGAAUCAGGAGGCGGCUAACUGUUUCAUGUCUCCUUAGGCUACUUUCACACUAGCGUUUUGGCUUUCCGUUUCUGAGAUCCGUUCAGGGCUCUCACAAGCGGUCCAAAACGGAUGAGUUUUGCCCUAAUGCCUUCUGAAUGGAAAAGGAUCCAC
Bufo gargarizans (Asiatic toad) is the source of this 3945-nucleotide messenger RNA. It is a transcript of the gene ATE1, whose product is annotated as arginyltransferase 1. Gene Ontology annotation, cellular component: cytoplasm. The transcript is spliced from 13 exons. Gene Ontology annotation, biological process: protein arginylation. Gene Ontology annotation, molecular function: arginyl-tRNA--protein transferase activity. The coding region runs from base 605 to 2254 and encodes 549 amino acids. The record is from RefSeq and is a predicted model, not a curated record. NCBI's taxonomy places the organism in Eukaryota, Metazoa, Chordata, Amphibia, Anura, Bufonidae.